This is a messenger RNA of Branchiostoma belcheri (Belcher's lancelet), 1884 nucleotides long. RefSeq names its product zinc finger protein 239-like. The coding region runs from base 155 to 1153 and encodes 332 amino acids. The record is from RefSeq and is a predicted model, not a curated record. Lineage: Eukaryota; Metazoa; Chordata; Leptocardii; Amphioxiformes; Branchiostomatidae. The transcript is spliced from 2 exons. Gene Ontology annotation, molecular function: RNA polymerase II cis-regulatory region sequence-specific DNA binding; DNA-binding transcription factor activity. Gene Ontology annotation, biological process: regulation of transcription by RNA polymerase II.
GGUCACAGCAUCGCGUCUUCCUGCCCCGCCCCGCAAGGACGCGGCAUCUUGAGCAGUUUUCCGUCUUUGGAGGAUUUGUGCAGUGAUUCAACAGGCGACUCGGCCCGGACUGUGUAUCAACUAACUUCCAGAGAUUGAUCCAGCUCUUGUUGACAUGGCAACAACAGGCAGCAUAGAAGUGGAUGACGUCAAAAGAGGAUCAGCAGGGGGUUGUGCCAACACCGUUUCCACCUGGCAAGGAGGAUCAGCAGGGGGUUGUGCCAACACCGUUUCCACCUGGCAAGGAGGGUCAGCAGGGGGUUCUGCCAACACCGUUUCCACCUGGCAAGGAGAAAGAUGUGAGGAGUCUGGAGAGGAAACCGGGAGGCAGGACAAAGGUGUGAAAGUGUUCAGGUGUGAGGAGUGCGGCAAGCAGUUCGGGUAUCUUAGUGUGCUGAAGACACACAUGCGAAUUCACACGGGAGAGAAACCCUACAGGUGUGAGGAGUGUGGCAAGCAGUUUAGUCGGCUGCAUGUUCUGAAGAUACACGUGCGGACUCACACCGGUGAGAAGCCCUUCAUGUGUGGGGAGUGCAGCAGACAGUUCAGUCAGCUAGAUAAUCUGAAGACUCACAUGCGGACUCACACCGGAGAGAAACCUUACAUGUGUGGGGAAUGCAGCAGGCAGUUUAGUCAGCUGGUUAAUCUAAAGAUCCACAUUCGGACUCACACAGGGGAGAAACCCUACAGGUGUGAGGAGUGCAGCAGGCAGUUUAGUGAGCUGGGUCAUCUGAAGAGCCACAUGCUUACUCACACUGGGGAGAAACCCCACAGGUGUGGGGAGUGUUCCAAGCAGUUCAGUAAGCUGGGUGUUCUGAAGACACACAUGCUUACUCACACUGGGGAGAAACCCUACAGGUGUGGGGAGUGUUCCAAGCAGUUCAGUCUGCUGGGUGUUCUGAAGACACACAUGCGGACUCACACGGGGGAGAAACCCUACAUGUGUGGGGAGUGCAGCAGGCAGUUUAGUCAGCUUAGUAGUCUGAAGAAACACAUGCGGACUCACACUGGGGAGAAACCCUACAGUUGUGAAGAAUGCCGCCGGCAGUUCGGUCAGUUGUUUAAUUUCAAGCGGCACAUGCAAAUCCACAAAGGAGAAACCCAACAGGAGUGAAGACUGUGGGAUGCUUUUUUUCACAUAUUAUAAAGACAAUUUGACUAUCUGAUAACAAUAUUUUAAAGAUGUUCCAAAGACACUGCGUGUAGGUGAGAAAGCCUACAUCUUCGAUGUGUUGAUAGCAGUAUAGGAAGUUCACUAGAAGACUAUCAAGUAGUUGCAACUUGUUUAGAUUGUUUAGUUUAGUUUACCUCUUUAAUUCAUGUUGCUUUCAAUUGGGCAGAUAAUCCCUUCGGAUGGGAUGCAUUCCUUUACUCAUAGUAUAUGUGAUAUACAUUGUAUAUUGUUAAUUUCUUUUUGAAUUUCACAUAUUAUAGUUUUUAAUUCCGUUACAAUAUAUGACUUAUGUUUUUGAGAGCAGUUUACUAACAUGCAGUAAAUGCUAAAAUCUUUGUGGUUUUUUUUCUGUAAUUAGUCUUAAUAUGUUGUACAGCACCUGCGAUAUCGUUCUCUGUGGUACUUUCCUUAUAGUGUUGACUAGUUCGGUUGAGUUAGCCGUACCUAACUGUUAUUAUGUUUAUUGCAUUAACUUUGAUGGUAUCGAUUAGAUGAUGUACAUAGUCAGUAACUAGCGCCAGGAAGUGGCAUUAGGUUUGUAUGAAUGUACUAGUUUAUAGUUUUCCUGUUGACGGUUCCUUGACCAGGUGUGUGCCCAUAUUUAUUGUUUAAUUGUUUACUGAAAUUAUAUCUUUUUACUACUCUACUUUCAACUCAGCAUUUUGUAUUUU